UCAUAGGCCGAGAGGCGGUGUAGGUUCUAAAGCUGUGACAGAUUGUCAUUUCUUAUUUCGCGUGUUACUUGGAGGGAUCGGGUUGAGAUCAUUUCUUUCUCAGGACUCAUUAUGCUAUUCCGUUGCCUUUAGUACGCGUAGGCUAGCUAGCAUAUCUUUAGCCUAGGCUAAAGGGUAGGCUAUAGAUCGAUGAUAUUUGAUAUUGUCAGGCGAUACUUAAAAUAGACGACGGGAUUAUUCAGUUGACCCAUAUUUCAACUUCCGGUUUUAGAAUCAAAACAAGAAAAUAAUGAAAGCUUUUCGUUUGAUAAAGCGUGAAACAUAAAGAACUUUUACUAAUUAUGUGAUUUUCACGGGUACACGAAGGACUGGUCCUCUUGUCGAAAUACAACCAUUCGUCAUGUCUGAUUCUUCACCCAGUAUUUCACAUAAGGACGAUGCUCAAGAAAAGCAAAGGCCUCUUCCCUCUGUCAGCAUGGCUCUCUGGCAAGGGUAUACAGGAGAUAUCAACUUGCACAGUUUUGAUGUAUUCAAGCAGACUAUUAUCACUGAUAUUGCUCUGGGCCAAAACCACAGCCUAUUUCUGACACAUGAUGGAGAAGUAUUUGUCCAUGGGGCCAAUAGCUGUGGUCAGCUCGGACUUGGCUCACUGGAGAUUGCAUCUGUAGAUGAACCUGUCAAAGUGGAUGGACUAUCAGGGCCAGCCAUUGGGAUAGCCUGUGGCAAACAACACAGUGCAGUGGUCACAGACUGUGGUCAGGUGUUCUGCUGGGGAGAUUCAACGGAUGGCCAGUGUGGUACCGGCACUCUGGACCUGGUGCUCAGUCCGACACGUGUGGCAGUGGAGAUUCAUGAAGGAUUCUGCGCUCACGGCUUCCCCAAGCCCAGCAUCGGUGUUGGUGUUUGCAGGGUAGCUUGUGGGGCUAGGCAUACACUAGCACUGUCAGAUGACGGUGAAGUUUGGGCCUGGGGCUUUGGUCCCCAGCUUGGUCUGGGUGAGCUGCAACAUGCGCCAAUCCCUCGCCGUGUUUCUACCCUGCAGGGCCGAACUGCUCUGGCUGUUUGUUGUGGAGAGUCUCACAGUCUCGUUUUGCUGCUGACUUCAUCUAGCUCGAAAUCUGGCACCCCGCAGAAGAAGGCGAAGACACCCGCUGGCAGCGUGAAUGAAGACAAACACUACCCUGCACGAUGUAGCACAUGUAACAAAGAAAUUUUCACAUACACAGACACUAGUGAUAUGUGUAUAGUUGAAACAUUGCACGAAUGUAGCAAUGCAGACAAUGUACGCAGCAUUGAUUCCACAAUUGUUGAAGAAGUGUCUGCGUCAAGCUCUAGUAAUGAGAUUAUUGGUGAGGCUAAAGAAGAAGUUUCAAAUAAUACAACCAAAUCUACCACUGUUGCUACUUGUGACGUUUCCAAAGCUGAAACGGAUGGAGGAAGAGGACAUGACCAACCAGCAACAGCAGAUGAGAAGCAGCUCACCUCAGAAGGGGGUGGUGGUGGGUCCAAGGAGAAAGCUAAACAGGCUGACAUAAAAUCAGAAGGAGGAAAAUCAUUAGUGUCUAUAGAGUCUUCAGAAACAGCUCAAAAUGCCUCGUGGGAGGAAAAGACAGGAACUGUUUCAGAUGUCACUGAAGUAAAAAACCUUUCUGAGCCACAGGACACCUCCGUGCAUUUAGACUCUUCCGGUAACUUGGACACUUCCAGCAUUCUGGAAACAUCAGGGAUUGAAACGAGCAUUCUGGUCAUCCCCGGUGACAACCCUUUUGAUGGAGACGUUGUCUCGCAGGAAACAUUGCCGACAGUCCAGGAAGUUGGUUCAGAGGAUGCGGAGGGUGUUGUCAAGCAGAUUGAGCUGUCCGACAGGAAGCUGGAGGACACUGUGGCUAAGGAUGAGGGCAAUAAAGCAAGCCCAUCGGGUGUAGACAGAUCCGUUUCAUCAGAUUCUGCUGAGGUGGUAUGGCAGCGACGGUCACAAACAGAGGAGCUGCCCGAGGAUGUACUGCCAGUUCAAAGGAGGGAGCGUGUCCGCACUCCGUCCACGAGCAGUGUCAAGUCAUUCAACCUGAUAGACCAAUCAGAAGCCAUGGAUUACCUGCACCGACAACUGGAAGAUGGGACAGAGGAGCUGGCCGAGUCUGACCGCCAUGUCAAGGACGUAAAGCAAUCUGAGGUCAAAGUGGGUGCACCAACUGAUGCGGAAUCCCCGGAUAAGGGUGACGGGGUUUACAACAUGAUGGAACAGAUGAAAUCGGUAACUAGCAGAGCCUUCAGCAGCCUUCACACUCUCUCGGGGUUUGCGUUUGGCUCCAGUGACCCUGAAUCUCCCGACCAAGCUGCCCAGUCUGACAUCACAAAUGCAGGAGCAGGUGCUGCCAGGUCAGGAACUGCUGGGAGUGAAAGAGACGCUGGUGAUCUUGACAAGUCAAAGACUUCCGGGAACAAAUUGCCGGACAUUGGGGAUACUGAGAUCUCAGGUCAUGAAAUGGUCAAGUCGGGGACAUUUGCUGAAUGGUCCGAGGAGCUGGCCAAUGUUGGGCAUGACAUGUCCAGUCUCGGGCGCGGUGACAAGCAGAGAUCUUUACGCACCAUUCACUUACAGCAGCGAAACCUGUCCCGAACCUCAGCCUCAAGUACUACAGAAUCUUCACAGGUUCCCAAGAUCAAGCCGGUUGUGACUGCAACUGAGGUGUGGGCCUGGGGGGAGAACGGCUACGGUCAGCUGGGGAUUGGAGACACACUGGACAGAGCAGAACCUGUACACCUCCGCUCGCUCAUGGGUCGUCAUGUGAUAAAACUGUCCACGGGCAAAUCGCACAGCCUGGCACUGACUGCCAAUUCUCAGGUCUUCUCCUGGGGUUCCAACUCAUAUGGUCAGCUGGGUCAGCAGGAGUUGGUGCAUGCUCCAACACGUGUCAAGUUCAUGAAGGGCUGUAUGGUGUGGGACAUUGCAGCCGGCACCAAUCAUUCCCUCUUCUUAGGAGAUUCCACCAUGAUGAAGCCUGAUGUUUUUUUCUGUGGGAAGCAGCCCAGCAGGGAAAAGCAUGCUUCAAUGCAAAAGACAAGUGUUCCUACUGCAGUGGCUGAAGUCAAGCAGCUUGGCUGGGUGAUCAAGGUGAUGUCUGGGGGCCCCAACUGUGCCUGCCAGGUUUUGAACCCUGUGGCUCCUGAGAUGAGUGCAGUGUUUGAGCUGGCUGCUUCAGAGAGAACAUUUUACCAUCAGCUCAUCAAGACCAGCAACUUACUGCUCAGACCGUUGCAAAAGUCACCCUUCUACUCUGCCAUGGACGUAUUCCCAUACAAAUCAUCUCUGCAGAACCUGGUGGCAGCUUUUGGAGCUUUGACCAAGAGGAUAGGUGAAGGCAUCACAGACCUGACGGCAGCCAUCCAGGCCAUGCGUCCCAUCCGGCACACGCUACUGCUCGGAGCACACACACAGCAGCAGCAGGCAUUUACACAGUACUCCAAGGCCUUCUCUGACUUCCUUGCUGUCGGUGGCUUUGAGUACUGUACUAGGGCAGGCAGCAACUUCUUUGAGAAGAUUCAGGGGUCGAUCCGUGACCUCUCAGAGGAACGGGACAAAUCAGUCGCAGCCAGCACCCUCUUCCUGCGUGCCAUGCGCUACCCAUUUUUCCGACUGGUUGAGUAUGCACGGAUCAUCACAAAAAUGGCAGCAGCUACAGAGUUUCAGAACAGUGAGCUGAAGAGUCACCUGUCCUCUAUCACACUGGACUGGGACAGCACCAAACUACAGAUGGCCUCGGAGCACAAGAUGGCUGAUGCUACUCGAGCAUUUUGGGAUACAGCGCAUCCUCGGGUGGCAGAUGCCAUGCGGAUUCCAUCCCGUAGAGUGUUGAGGGACAGCAAGGCUCAUCCCAUCUCCUGGCUGGCAGCAGGCCGGUUCACAUCUCACAUUUUUGUCCUCUUUGAUGACGUAUUCAUGCAUUUCCAGAACACUGGACUGACCAAAUAUCCCCUGGAGACUGUGUGGGUGGAGUCUGGCAGCUCUAACAGUGACCAGCAAAACAAUAUUACUAUCAUUGUGCCAGAAGAGCGUUAUGAGCUGACCACAUCCAGCCCAGCACAGAAGGCUGAGUGGUUAAUAGCGUUCAACUCCGCCAUCAGCAAAGUACUGACCAAUCAGAAGUCCAUCCCGAGUCACCACAGCAGCGGAGAACGCUUUACCCCACCCCUCAUCCGACAGGCUUCACAUACGUUUUUCAAGGCUGGCCUCUACAAAGAUGCAACUUACAAGGGCACUUGGCUGUCUGGGAAAUUGCAUGGCUUAGGAGAGCUCAAAUGGCCUGAUGGUUCUGUCUAUGAGGGCAAGUUCAAAGUGGGACUUAAGCACGGCUCUGGCGUGUUUACAAUUCAAAAGUCUCGGGGCCAGGAGGUUCGGAAAGGUACUUGGAAAGACGGAAAACUGAACGGUUAUGCUGUGGUCAGCUAUGCUAAUGGUGACCUAUAUGAGGGUCACUUUCAAGACGGUCAGCGCUUCGGCCAUGGAAUGUACAAGGCUGGCCGGCACAAGUCCUCCUGUGCCUCAGUGUAUAUCGGAGAGUGGCUGGCCAACAUGAGGGAGGGCUAUGGUGUGCAGGAUGAUAUACACAAAGGGGAGAAGUACAUGGGCAUGUGGGUGGAGGACCAUCGUCACGGCAACGGCAUUAUGGUGACCCUUGAUGGCAUGUACUUUGAGGGAAACUUCAUACAGGAUAAACUGACGGGCUUCGGUGUGAUGGUGUCAGAUGACAAUACUUUGUAUGAGGGAGAUUUCCUUGGCAUCACUCACCUGGCUGGGAAGGGUACCCUGACUCUGUCAACUGGAGACAAAUUGGAGGGCAGUUUCAGCGGUUCCCUGAAUGAGGGUCUCAAGGUCAGCGGGUCAUUUGUCAAGGCUGCGAGCAGCUCAGAUAGUGACAGAAGAGCUCAACACUCACCAAGCAUCAAGUCUAAGUAUUUUGGUCGCCUGUGCGUGACGCCUGAUGCAAAGUGGACCGACAUUUUCUCUCACGUGACAUUAUCCCUGGGACAUAGCUUAUUCAACAAGCAGCAAGCUCCUGCGGAUGCAGAGAAGGCCUGGGAGACGGUGGCUGUCAUGGUCUCAGCUGGUAGGAAAGCCCUCAAGGAGGAUAAGAGUAUAUCACCCAGCAAAGCGAAGAUCCAGCAGAAGCUUCUGGAAACCCUGGAAAAAAUCCCAACUCACCACCAGGGCAGCCUCAACACGGAGACCCUGGAACAAAUGACCUCCUACCUGGCUCAGGCCUGCGACAGCAACUACCAUCCUCUGGGUCAGCUGAUGAAUACGCUGGUCAACGUGUUCAGAGCCUCAUACAUUGGGGUCGGUGCUCACCCACACCUGUUGCAUCAUGCCGUGCAUGAAGUGAGGUCCUACGUACGCCGAUUCUACAGGGUGCUCCGGAUCCUGUUCCCUGAUCUCCCACCCAAUGGCGGUCCCAUGCAGGUGUACCCACCAAGUCAAGGUCCCCUAGCCACGGACAGACAGAAGAGCUCUGAGUUUGUUGAGGGCCUGGAGAUAGAGGACCCCAAUGUUCAAAUACUGACGGCAGCUGGCUUAUUGUACCCACUGCUGCUCCCAAAGCUGUACCCACCUCUGUUUGACCUUUACGCUUUGCAUAAUGAGGCACAUGAUGACCGCUACUGGGAACGGGUGACCAAGCUCAACAGGCAAAGUGACAUGGGACUCAUGGCCUACUUGGAUGUUGACCAACGUUUCUGGCUUCUGGACGACCUACUCCAGCCUGGUAAAUCACAGCAACUGACAGCUGUGAAGGAUGUUUGCUAUGCAGAAGCUGUGGACUCCUUGCAGCAACUGAGUACGGCAUUUAGUCCCUUGGACAAGCUGCUGGUGAUAGAACAAGCCUUCAAUGAGAUUUCGAAGCGUGUGACUGCUACAGUGAAGGAGAAUGUUCUGUGGAACAUGGAUGACCUGUUCCCCAUCUUCCAGUUCGUUGUGGUUCGUGCCAAAAUCCACCACCUCGGAGCAGAGCUGCAGCUCCUGGAUGACCUUAUGGAACUACACAUGGAGCACGGAGAGCUUGGCCUCAUGUUCACCACACUCAAGGCAUGCUACUUCCAGAUUCAGAAUGAAAAGAUGCCACAUCACUGAACCAGAUAAUAGAUUCGACAGACUGAGCAUUUCAUCUGGUUGCAUAUAUGUGUUCAUCUUUCAUCAACAUAUUUGUGAUGAUAUCUUUCCUUGUGAUAUAUAUGUAUGUGUCUAUGUAUAUUGAAUACAUUUCCCAUUUAUUUUAUAUCUUGCUUUGCUCAAAUAUUCUGCUAAAAAUCUUUACUUCUUCAUGAGUUUUCGAUUCCUGAAAAGCUGUUCCUGUUGAUCAUGUGGAUGUUGAAAGACACAUCAGGUAGCUCCACAUUCUUUUAUAUUUGCUUUGUGUUUCCAUUUUACGGACUUGGUUUGUGCCAAGUACUCAUAAUUUCGCUUGCUUAUUUUUUGCCGUCUAUUGUCACUCAAAUAAAGGAUCACUCCUUAAUUAAAAAAGAAGGAACACUCAAGCCUCACUAUACCACUCAUCCUAGGACCCUGAAGAAAUUACUGUCAUGUUGGGAGAAGAAGAAAAAAGGAUCUUCAUUAUCCUGUAUCUAUUACAUAGCUUUGGACAGAAGGGCAAGAGCCCAGCUGUUGCUGGAUCGGUAACAAUAACAACAUCCUGUAUCAAUUAUAAAAAUAGAUUAUUUCUGAUUCAGUCCAGUUUCCAAAAGUGGUAACUCAUGUUGAAAACAGACAACAGUUUCAUUGAAGCUUACCAUCCAGUGUUUGAGGAUCUAAUUCUCUUCUGCACAGCAUAUGAGUGGCCUACAAUUGGAUUUGUCUUUGUCAAGGUCCAUGCAGUUGCUUCAUAUGACUUUGACUUCCUGUCUAACGAGAAAGGACCUUUUCUAUUUUUCUCUAUUGCGUUACUACGUAAAAAAACAUAAGACCCAAUUCUGUUUGUCUUUACUGAGGGAGUCUGUAAAUUGACACAGGAUCCUAUUCUAUAUUUCUCCUUUGAGUUCAAUGACAUCACAGCACAAAAUUCAUAACUUCAGUGUACAUUGUUCCCAAGGGGUUUUCCUUUUUUUUGUGACAAAACAAGCUUCUUUCCAAAGAGGCUGUUGUAGUUGAAGUAGGCUCAUAUAGAAUUUUGCUUUUGUUUUAUCUUUUUAGUUUAGUUAUUUCUUUUUUAAUUUAGAGGUGAAAUGUUGAUGGUGAGCAGGGCUUGCUUUGCAGUGAGUAGUGGUAAAUAAAUGGAAUUCAACAAUGGCUAGAGUCUGUAGGGAGUGGAUACGACAGACGUAAGAAUGUACAAUAAUUGGUGCUACAGAAGAGAGUGAAAGUUUUAUGUCCAUUUAAACCACUGCAAGUUGUCCUUUAGAGAUUGUUAUAUUUUGAAAAUGUGCUUUGUCUCUCGUUCUUUAAACUUAAUGUUUACAAAGAAAUGCUCAAAAAUCAUGUUGGUAACUAAUCUUCAAAGUGAUAGUCAAGUGCUAUCUCGAGAAAGUUGAAAUGCCCGUGUGGGUUCUUUUGAUUUUGUUAAAACACUUCAUAUACACCCGAACCUACUUGUAAUGCCAUAUAAUUUCAAAGAAAUGGCAGAAAUUUGUUCACCAAAAUAUGAAGUCAGGUCCUUUUACAUCAUUCACAAAUCGUCACAAAAAUGGCAGACUUUUUUCUCUUGUCAAAAGAUUUGUGGUAGUAGUUUAAGUGAAGUGAAUAAUUUGCCUGGGAUGGUGACAACAUAUUACUCUGUGUGCUGUGUUUUUGAUAAGUCGACUUGGUGCUUUUAAUGUUUUAAAUAUAUGUAUAUGGUCAGAUGAUGUGAAACGCCUAAAAAUACUCUUUUUCUGUAAACUUUAGCUACAUAUCCCAUGUUUUACAUCUGCAUUUGUGUUGUAAUUGUAAAAUCAUUCACCUCGCUGGCUAAUGAUAUGAGUUUAAUCCCCAUGUGGAGAGAUAACGUUUGAGCGUCUCUGUCUUUCUGCUGGGUUGUUCUCCACAUGUCCUGGAUAGGCAUGGAGAAAUAACAACAGUAUGUUUAUGAUUAAUACCUUUUUUUAUCUACUGAUUAUUGAAUACGUUCUUUCCAAGCGUGUAAGUACGGUACCAUGUUUUUGCCAUGAGCCCAAAGCUUUUCUUAGGGGAUGGGAGGGAACCACAGGUGGGUCCUACAUUUGUACAAUCCCUCUCUUGUUCCUAUAAAUCUUGCUUUUACCCAGCUCCUUUGUUGUGUAGAUUUCCAUCUCUUCUACUCGGACUACGGCUUUUUUUUAAUGCUCAGAAGGAUAAGAUGAGGGCAAAAGGAUGUAGCAAGACUGAAGAGCACUUGUGCCGUAAGCUAACGAAACACCUUUAUUCAUUUUUGGCGCCAGAUUUUAACUUUUGCUAAAUCAAAAGCCUUAUCAGUUACCUUACUUGUGUAAAAAAAAAUCAAAGUGGAACUCUGAAUAGUUUUUUUUAAUAAAUUAGAAUUUAAAUUUCGGAAGAACACUAUUUUUAGAUUGGGGAAUUUUAAAAAAAGGCUUUUUGUCAGCUUACGGCGGACUUGUAGCUCUUUCUAUGCCAGUUCACAAUACAUCGUUGAUGUCCAGUGCCAUGUCUGUGACAUUCUACAAUCUCUCGUCAAUAUGGUAUGUUGUCCCUGCUUUCUUUCAAUGCCUUCUUAUCCAUUCCGUGUAUUCUUAUUUUUAAAAAUUUAAUACAAUCAUCUUCUGCUAUUUUGUUUUAGUGGAUGAUAUGAAGGUGCCACUGGUAGGUCUUACUUUCUUCUUCUUUCUCUUUGUUGUUUUUUUCUGUCUUAGUUUCUCCUAGCGUUCAAUGAAGGUUACUGCGUCAGUGUAGUGUGCUUUUCUGUACUGAAAUUUUUAAAAC
Aplysia californica (California sea hare) is the source of this 8884-nucleotide messenger RNA. Its product is annotated as alsin. The record is from RefSeq and is a predicted model, not a curated record. The coding region runs from base 401 to 6127 and encodes 1908 amino acids. The transcript has 36 exons. Lineage: Eukaryota; Metazoa; Mollusca; Gastropoda; Aplysiida; Aplysiidae.